AAUCCAUGUCCCGCAAAAAACUUUAACCAGUAGUAAAUAUCCAAUGAUGAAGAAUUUAUCGGAAUAAACAACCUAUGCUACGAAUUGUUUCUCAUCUUACUCACCAAUGGAAGAUAUGAGAGAUUCAACAGCAGUGCCACAGAUUGUGAAGAUUGUGAGGUUGGUUGUUAAGUUUCAUCCGCUAUUGACAGUGACCAACCUAAUCUUUGGAGUAAUAUUUCUAUAUGAUUGGAUUGAAGAGGAGGUGAGCAAUCAAUGGAAAAUUCUCAAGGUUUAUUGUCAAUCAACAAUAAGAGCUGUGCUAGAUCUGAUUAUUAAGAAGAUGAAGAAUCUAUCGAGAGCCCUCCAAAUGCAUCUCAACAACGAAGUAGCAAAGGGUCAGCUAAAGGCCAAGGUGAUUGGUAAACUUGCUUUGUUCUUUGCGACAUUUCUUUUGCUAGAUACAGAGUUUUGUUCAAAAUAUGAUAAAGAAGGGACCAAAACGCAAUUAUUGUUGCUUUUUGGAAUGGGUCUGCUAACAAAUUCAAAGCCUUGGAGUCAACUAGGAAUUCUCCAUGGAAGGUGCGUCUGCGUGGCAAAUUCAACAUCAAACUUCACCUUCUUUAUUCUAGCAAUUGUUUUUGCAAAAUUUUAUGACGAUUCCUUGAGAACCAUAAGUGUUUUGCUGUUUAUUGCAGUGUUUGUUUUAUGUCUACUAGUGGUAUUGAGACCACGGACAGAUCUUGGGUUGUUUAGUUUCAUUAUUGGUGUCAUUGGAUCCAUUACUUAUAACCGCUUUGAGUUCACGUUUACCACAUGGAUAAUUGCCUCCAUCUGUUUUAUAUUGUUCAGUUUCAAGAGCUGGUUAGAUAAGUACUGGUUGGAUUUGCAACAAGAUCCCUCUAUAAAUACAACAGUUGAAAGCACAGGCAUCAGCAUGAUUUUGAUUUUGGUAGGUUUACAUGUUGCACAAUCCUUCAUCAUAUGUUCUGCUAUCAAAUCUUCACUCUCCAACUACAAAGUCUGGUUAGUUAACGUAAUUGUUAGCAUGAUUUGGAGUCUCCGAAUCCGUAAGUUCUAUGGCGAAGAUAACUCAUUGCCUUCUACAAAUACUAAAGGAACCAUUGGUUUGAUUUUCAUCGUUGUGAAUGUUGUGCAAGGCAUGCUUUCGCUUAUUGUUACUGUAUAUCUCAUAGCUGAUUAUAAAUAUUGGUUCAUUGCAGUAAUCAGUUAUGUGAUUUUCCAUUUUUGGUUAUGCAUAUUUUGGCCAAAAAAUCUAUCAUCACACCAUACAAAUACCGAAGGAAUCAGCGGUAUGAUUUUGUUUUGGCGAGCUAUGAUCGCACGUGACAUAGAGUUGAUGUCUGGUUUGGAACCCUACCUGUACCUAAGAGAAUCGUUAGUUGGGGUAAUCUUUUGGAUACUUUUGCUGGUUCGGCUACAUAUUGUCAUUUCCUAAAUAUCUCUAAUUGUGUAUCACAAUUGACUUUAAAGCUCUACAGUGGUGAUAUUUACCAGUUUCAUAUGUAAAUCUUAAUUAGAUAUUAGCUUAAAUUGUAAGUACUUGGAUAGAUGGAAAUUUUUUUAUUUCUAUGUCAUUCUCUUUUUCAGGUGUAUAUAUAUAUAUACACACACACACAAAUUGUUUGUAAUUUUUCAUUCAUUUGUGGGUAUUGUAAGUUUGGAUUUAUUGCAAAUGGGCAUUUGUUAUAUACACACCAAAAUAACCCCAAGGGUUAGAU
Rubroshorea leprosula is the source of this 1721-nucleotide messenger RNA. The record is from the annotation of a GenBank genome assembly. NCBI's taxonomy places the organism in Eukaryota, Viridiplantae, Streptophyta, Magnoliopsida, Malvales, Dipterocarpaceae.